GGCACAAUACAAACUCCCCGUCGUAAAGUCAACGCCGCCCGGUUCUUUUUCUCGCCUCAUCGCGCUCUCUUCUCUCUCCCCCUCCUCCUUCCUCUCGACGUUCGGCUGCAUCCGAGUCAUGGAGGGAGAGUUGAGGCCGAUGGAUGCGGAGCAGCUGAGAGAGAACGCGCACAGGAUGGUGGAUUUCAUCGCGGACUACUACAAGUCCAUCGAGAGCUUCCCCGUCCUCAGCCAAGUCGAGCCUGGCUAUUUACAUAAACUUCUUCCGGAUUCUGCGCCUGAUCGUCCUGAAUCAUUGCAACAAGUUCUCGAAGAUGUACAGGCAAAAAUAUUACCUGGGAUGACCCAUUGGCAGAGUCCAAAUUAUUUCGCAUAUUAUCCUUCUAACAGCAGUAUCGCGGGUUUUGUGGGAGAGAUGCUCAGUGCUGGCCUCAACAUAGUCGGGUUCAGUUGGAUUACUUCCCCUGCUGCAACAGAACUUGAAAUGAUAGUUCUGGAUUGGCUCGCUAAGCUUCUCAAUCUGCCUGAUGACUUCCUUUCGACAGGAGCAGGUGGUGGAGUAAUACAGGGUACUGCAAGUGAAGCUGUUCUAGUAGUUAUAUUGGCUGCUCGAGAUAAGUUCUUAAGUAGGAUAGGGAAAAGUUCGCUUGAUAAGCUUGUUGUGUAUUCUUCUGACCAGACCCACUCGUCGUUGCAAAAAGCAUGCCAGAUAGGAGGUAUAUAUCCAGAGAACUGCAGGGUUCUAACAACAGAUGCUUCUACCAAUUAUGCGCUCUCUCCCGAUUUACUUAAUGAAGUGAUUUCUCAGGACAUAUCCUCCGGUUUAGUUCCCUUCUUUUUGUGUGCUACAGUUGGUACAACUUCUUCAACGGCAGUUGAUCCCUUGCCUGCACUAGCAACAGUUGCUAAGAGAAAUGGAAUGUGGUUCCAUAUUGAUGCUGCAUACGCUGGAAGUGCUUGUAUUUGUCCUGAAUAUCGGCCUUACAUUGACGGCAUUGAAGAUGCUGAUUCGUUCAACAUGAAUGCACAUAAGUGGUUUCUGACAAAUUUUGAUUGCUCCGCACUCUGGAUAAAAGACAGAAAUGCAUUGAUUCAGGCCCUUUCUACCAAUCCAGAGUACCUAAAGAACAAGGCGUCACAAGCAGACAUGGUUGUGGACUACAGAGACUGGCAAAUUCCUCUUGGGCGUCGUUUUAGAUCACUGAAACUUUGGAUGGUUUUACGGUUGUAUGGUGUACAAAAUCUUCAGCAGUACAUCAGAAACCACAUUGAGCUGGCCAGACAAUUUGAAGGUCUUGUCAGUCAAGAUCCUAGAUUUGAGGUUGUCACCCCUCGAAUAUUUUCACUGGUCUGUUUCCGUCUCCUCUCUCCUGACAACGAUGGAGAAGAAGGAAAUAAAUUGAACCGCGAUCUAUUAGAUGCAGUAAACUCAACUGGGAAAAUCUUCAUUUCUCACACUGUUCUCUCGGGUAAGUACAUCUUACGCUUCGCAGUCGGGGCUCCAUUGACAGAAGAGAGACAUGUUAAUGAAGCAUGGAAGGUUCUGCAAGACGAGGCAUCUAAGCUGAUGGCUACUGUUCCAAAUAACUAAGAUGUUCUUCUGCCAUAGAAAUCUCAGGACUGACUCUAUUCUUGCAGAGACCUCGAGGCUUCUCUUUUACUGGGAGAAAAUUCAUUAGGCAAUUUUCUUAGACAUGAUAUAUCCCGGUUGUGGUCCUCUGGGUAGCCAAAAGUGCAAUAAAAAGAGUACUGAUUUAAUCAAA
This is a messenger RNA of Syzygium oleosum, 1763 nucleotides long. RefSeq names its product tyrosine decarboxylase 2. Gene Ontology annotation, molecular function: carboxy-lyase activity; pyridoxal phosphate binding. The coding region runs from base 119 to 1591 and encodes 490 amino acids. Gene Ontology annotation, biological process: amino acid metabolic process. The transcript has 13 exons. Lineage: Eukaryota; Viridiplantae; Streptophyta; Magnoliopsida; Myrtales; Myrtaceae. The record is from RefSeq and is a predicted model, not a curated record.